Molecule: messenger RNA, 3979 nt
Organism: Ipomoea triloba (trilobed morning glory)
Lineage: Eukaryota; Viridiplantae; Streptophyta; Magnoliopsida; Solanales; Convolvulaceae
Product: kinesin-like protein KIN-7D, mitochondrial
Exons: 25
Coding region: 367-3618 (1083 amino acids)
Biological process (GO): microtubule-based movement
Molecular function (GO): microtubule binding; microtubule motor activity; ATP binding
Source: RefSeq, a predicted model, not a curated record
AAAUAAUUCAAACCUCCAUUGAAGCACCGUCAUUCUCACUCUACUACCCUCCCCAGUCCUCACACUCUGCAACUCUUCUUUGUCUUAAAGGAGACAAAAGGAAACCUUUCGGUUUUUCUCUCUCUAAAGUGGGAUUUAUAGAUACAGUCACGUAUGUAGGUACAGUCAUCCGAGUCCACUGGAGCUUCAAACUUGCGUGCAAGAGAAUUAAAAAUGGCACAAUGUUCUUCGCUUUUUCCAUUCACACCAUGUGACCUCUGACACAUCCUUCCUCUACUUUCUCGCUCACGUUAGCCUUUCUCUGUGUAGCACACAUAUUCCGGUUUUUUUGUUUGUUUGAAUUCUUCUGGACAGCUCAGAGGAGUAAUGGCGGCGUCUACGUCAAGAGGACGGAGUAGCUCACCGUUUCACUACAGGAAAUCGUCGAGUCCAUACUCAUCAUCUUCAUCCUCCUCCUCAUUCAUGAACGGCAGGCUCAUGCCUCGCUCGUGCUCGUCCUCGGCGACCUCAUUCUACGGUUCUGCUAAUGAGCACAACUCCAGAUCCAUGACGCCCACUCGGAACCGGAGUGAUUCCGGAUACACUGGAGGUUACGAGAAUCACACGCCAGUCCAUUAUCCGUCGGCCGAUGAGCUGCUUGCGGAGCCAGUGGAUACGUCUAGAUCAGGUGACAGCAUAUCUGUGACCAUCAGGUUUCGGCCUAUGAGUGAACGGGAAUAUCAGAGAGGAGAUGAGAUCGCAUGGUACGCAGACGGUGAUAAGAUUGUACGGAAUGAGUAUAAUCUGGCUUCUUCUUAUGCAUUUGAUAGAGUCUUUGGACCUGAUACAGGCACUCCGGAGGUCUAUGACGUAGCUGCUCGACCAGUGGUCAAGGCUGCAAUGGAAGGGAUAAAUGGGACUGUAUUUGCUUAUGGUGUUACAAGUAGUGGAAAGACACAUACUAUGCAUGGAGAUCACAAUUCACCUGGAAUAAUUCCACUUGCAAUUAAGGAUGUUUUUAGCAUUAUUCAAGAUACUCCUGGACGUGAGUUUUUGCUUCGGGUUUCCUAUCUUGAGAUCUACAAUGAGGUGAUCAAUGACUUGCUUGACCCCACUGGCCAGAAUUUGCGUGUUAGAGAAGAUGCACAGGGCACUUAUGUUGAAGGUAUAAAGGAGGAAGUUGUUUUGUCUCCAGGUCAUGCACUGUCAUUUAUUGCUGCUGGUGAAGAGCAUCGUCAUGUUGGUUCAAAUAAUUUUAAUCUGUUUAGUAGCCGUAGUCACACGAUAUUUUCAUUGAUGAUAGAAAGUAGUGCCCAUGGAGAUGACUAUGACGGAGUGAUAUUUUCUCAACUUAACUUGAUUGAUUUAGCUGGAUCAGAGAGCUCAAAAACGGAAACAACUGGAUUGAGAAGAAAGGAAGGGUCGUACAUAAACAAAAGUCUCCUGACUCUUGGAACUGUUAUUGGAAAGUUAAGUGAAGGGAAGGCAUCACAUAUUCCUUACCGAGACUCAAAACUUACUCGCCUUUUACAGUCCUCAUUGAGUGGACAUGGACAUGUUUCUCUCAUAUGCACAGUUACUCCUGCAUCAAGCAAUAUGGAGGAAACUCAUAACACAUUAAAAUUUGCUAGCAGGGCUAAGCGUGUUGAAAUAUACGCCUCACGCAAUAAGAUUAUUGAUGAGAAAUCUUUGAUUAAGAAGUACCAAAGAGAAAUAUCUUGUCUCAAACAUGAACUUGAUCAGCUCAGAAGGGGAAUGCUUGUGGGUGUGAGUCAAGAAGAAAUCUUGAGCCUAAGGCAACAGUUGGAAGAAGGACAAGUGAAAAUGCGAUCCAGACUGGAGGAAGAGGAGGAAGCCAAGGCUGCUCUACUGAGCAGAAUCCAGAGGCUUACGAAGCUAAUACUUGUUUCUUCAAAGAAUUCAAUUCCUGGCUAUAUGGGUGAUGUCUCCACUGCUCAUCAACGGAGUCAUUCUGCUUCCGAAGAUGAUAAGUUGGAUAUUCUGCGUGAGGGUCCUUUGCUCAUAGACAGUGAGAUUCAGAAAGACCCCUCAUCAGAUACUUCUGGUUUUAAACAUAGAAGAUCUUCCAGCAAGUGGAAUGAUGACAUCUCACAGGCUGGCAGUACAAUUACAGAAUCAACCCAAGCUGGUGAACUUAUCAGUGUUUCUUCCUGUGGUCCAAAACUGGCUGUUGAUGGGAUCAGCAUGUCAGAUCAGAUGGAUCUCUUUGUUGAGCAAGUCAAGAUGCUAGCUGGAGAGAUUGCAUUCAGCACUAGCACGUUGAAGCGCUUAAUGGAGCAGUCUGUAAAUGAUCCUGAAAGCUCGAAAAGUCAAAUUGAAACUCUUGAGCGUGAAAUUCAAGAGAAGAAAAGGCAAAUGACGAUUUUAGAACAACGCAUUGUGGAAAGUGGUGAAGCAUCUAUUGGUAAUGCAUCUGUGGUUGAAAUGCAAAAGACAGUGAUGAAAUUGAUGGCCCAGUGUAGUGAAAAGGGUUUUGAGCUUGAGAUUAAAUCUGCAGACAAUCGUGUCCUUCAGGAACAGUUGGAGAGCAAGUGCUUAGAGAACAAGGAACUGAUGGCAAAAAUUAGUCAGCUGGAGCAGUGGUUGGCUGCAGUCAAUACUGACAAGUCAUCCCCUUCUGAAAGAUGCUUGUCUAAUGAGUAUACUGAUGAACUGAAAAAGAAAAUUCAAACCCAGGAGAUUGAGAACGAGAGAUUAAAGCUAGAACAUGUUCAGAUUGUAGAGGAGAACAGUGGGUUGCGUGUACAGAACCAGAAAUUGUCUGAGGAAGCAUCUUAUGCUAAGGAAUUAGCAUCUGCUGCUGCAGUUGAGCUGAAGAACUUAGCUGAAGAAGUCACCAAGCUCUCCCUACAGAAUGCGAAACUUGAAAAAGAAUUAUCUGCUUCUCGAGAGAUGUUGAAUUCUAGGAGUUUUAAUAUGCAGUCUGGUAAUGCGGGAAACCGUAAGUAUGGAGACAGUGUAAGGCAAAGUCGUAGAGGCCGGGUCUCUAGCCGAGCAAAUGAUAAUCAUGAUGACUUUGACACAUGGGAUCUGGAUCCUGAAGAUCUAAAGAGGGAAUUGCAGGCAAGGAAACAGCGAGAAGCUACUUUAGAGGCCUUCUUGGCUGAGAAGGAGAUUAUCGAAGAUGAGUACCGGAAAAAGUUUGAUGAGGCAAAAAAAAGGGAGGCUGCCUUGGAAAAUGAUUUAGCAAAUAUGUGGGUGCUAGUUGCUCGGCUUAAGAAAGAAAAUUGUGCUGGACAAGAGGCAAAGACCAAUGAUGUUCUGACUGGAGUGGACAGUAUAAAUGAUCCAAAAGUUAAUGAGGUUGAGUGCAAAGAUCCUAUCUUAAACAAUAGCCAACCCAUUGAUUAUCCAACCCCACCUCCCGAGAUUUCCAAGGAAGAGCCCCUUGUUGCCCGCUUGAAGGCCAGAAUGCAAGAGAUGAAGGAUAAGGAACACAGGUAUUUGGGUAAUGGGGAUGCAAAUUCACAUGUGUGCAAAGUGUGUUUUGAAUCUCCUACAGCAGCAAUGCUUCUUCCUUGCCGUCAUUUUUGCUUGUGCAAGUCCUGUUCCCUUGCCUGUGCCGAGUGUCCACUUUGCCGGACAAAGAUUGCCGAUAGGAUAUUUGCUUUUACUUAAAAGUUUCAAGUCAUUAUUCAAAAACCAGAAAGGGAUUCUUCAUUAAAUUUGUGCGGUAUAGUGUGCAAUUCUUUGAUUAGUUGAACAGCAGAAUAGUAUGUAACUUCAAGGUGUAUACCAGUUUUCUAUUUUUCUUUCUGGAUUUCUCCACCCUGGCAAUUGUAAAAUAAGAAAUUAAGAGGGGUCGUGUAAAGGUGGAACUGAAGAGGACAGAGAGUUUAAGUAGAUCUUGUUCUCAGGGAGCAUGUUUGCCGUCUAAAAUGUGGCAUUUGUGAUCUCAACUCUUUGUAAACAAGAGCAAUGCAAGUUUCUGCGAAUGCUGAUUUCUUCUCCUCUUACAGUAAAGUCCAAUCAUUUUAUA